Dermacentor andersoni is the source of this 6924-nucleotide messenger RNA. It is a transcript of the gene Sply, whose product is annotated as Sphingosine-1-phosphate lyase. The record is from RefSeq and is a predicted model, not a curated record. Gene Ontology annotation, cellular component: endoplasmic reticulum. Gene Ontology annotation, biological process: sphingolipid catabolic process; carboxylic acid metabolic process. NCBI's taxonomy places the organism in Eukaryota, Metazoa, Arthropoda, Arachnida, Ixodida, Ixodidae. Gene Ontology annotation, molecular function: pyridoxal phosphate binding; sphinganine-1-phosphate aldolase activity.
UGCCGUGCUCGCUGUUGCUACGCCCAUCUCAGUCGUCUUGGGGUGCAAUUGUGCAUAUACGUUACACACUGCCACUUGACGGGAUCGGACGUUUCUAACCGGUGAUGCAAAGCAAUACAAAAUUCUAAGUACUUACAUGCUGUAGACGACAGUUUAAUAUCCCGUGCACCUGAACGCAAUGUCAUCCACUUUCGCGACGGCUCAGGUGCACUCGUGUGGCUACCGAAAGCUCGUAACUGGAGAUCGCUUCCUCCCUGCUAUCGUGGUAUCGGCGGCAUGAUAGUAGUGGGUUGGGACGCCGAUAAACGGAGCGCGUACUACAGGAACAGGCGGUGUACGGUCGCCUACGAGCAGCGACGUGAGACUUUCCGUUGCUGGGUGCUCGACGCAUUCUUCGACCGGUGCGCACUACGACUGGUCGCCCGUUGCAUGUGAAGCGAAAGCGACGAGACUCGUUCUGCUUCAUUUCCCCGACUGUGAAACACCGAGAUGCCGAACUCGCUGAAGGAGAGCCUGCUGUAUGCCUUCUGGAGGGUGUGCGGGCUCGUUGACUUCCACCGAGACAUGCUCAACGCCAAGUACCAAAACACGGAACCAGCCGUCCUCAUUGUCACCACAGCCUUGGCAACUUAUGUGGGGCACCGUGUACUGUGCCGGCUCAUUUAUGGGGAAGGCUUUGUGCCGAAUGUCCGGCGUGGGCUGCUGGCCACCCUGCGGAACCUGCCUGUCGUUCGCGACUACGUUCAGGAGAAGAUGGGCAAGAUCGCGAUUGACGUGGAGCAGUCGCUGAACAAGUGUUAUGCUGACUGCCAGUUCAUCCUCGAGCUGCCCGAGAAAGGAUGGACGCCGGAUGCUAUACUUGAAGGGAUGGCGAAGAAUGACUCACUCUGUCAUGUCGAGUGGAAGAAAGGGGUGGUGUCUGGUGCCAUCUACACAGAACAUGACCCCAAGUUGGAGGGACUGAUGGUAUCAGUCUUUGAGCGGCACCUUCGCUCAAACCCAUUGCAUUCGGAUGUCUUCAUUGGUGUGCGCAAGAUGGAGUCCGAGGUAAUCCGGUGGUGCUGCAAGCUUUUCCACGGAGGGCCCGACAGCUGUGGAUCGAUGACCUCGGGCGGCACGGAGAGCCUGAUUUUGGCCUGCAAGGCUCACAGAGACUACGGCUUCUUCGAAAAAGGCAUUGUUUACCCUGAGAUGGUUAUUCCUGCAACAGCACAUGCUGGCUUUGACAAGGCCGGUGAAUAUCUGAGAAUCAAGGUCAUCCACGUGCCAGUCGACCCGCAGACGAUGAAGGUUGACGUGCGGAAAAUGAAGGCUGCCAUCACUGGAAACACCAUCUUGCUUGUGGGAUCUUCACCUCAGUUCCCGCAUGGUUCCAUUGAUCCAAUCAAGGAAAUAGCAGAGCUGGGGGCAAAGUAUGGCAUUCCUGUUCAUGUGGAUGCCUGCCUUGGAGGCUUCCUGGUGCCUUUCAUGGAAGAAGCUGGGUUCCCGCUGCAUCCUUUUGACUUCCGCCUUGAGGGUGUCACGAGCAUAUCGGCAGACACGCACAAGUACGGUUACACUCCCAAAGGCUCAUCUAUGGUCUUGUACCGGAGCCGCAAGUACCACCACUACCAGUUUUCGGUAGCCACUGACUGGCCUGGGGGUGUCUACGCAACGCCAACAAUGUCUGGUAGUCGGGCGGGCUCAGUGGCGGCCUGCACUUGGGCUUCCCUGCUCUACUAUGGGCGAGAAGGUUACGUUGAGGCCACUCGCAAGAUCAUCAUUACCACCCGCAAAAUUGUCGACGGGCUGCGUGCAGUACCCGGCAUCCAGGUGCUCGGCUCACCCGACGUAAGCGUGGUGGCCGUUGGCUCGGAGAAGUUUGACAUUUUCCAGUUGAUGGAUAAGCUGACACAGCGUGGUUGGAACUUGAACCCACUGCAGUACCCAUCAGGCUUCCACCUGUGCGUCACGCUGCUGCACGUGGCGGAGAAGGUGGCCGACCGGUUCGUUAGUGAUGUCCGUGAGUGCACAGCUGAUAUCAUGCGUGCCCCUCACUUGCCAAGCACUGGAAAGGCUGCAAUCUACGGCAUGGCUCAAAGCAUUCCUGAUCGUUCUGUGAUCGAAGAGCUGGCUCAUGCUUACAUUGACGCCUGCUAUAGCACGCGUUACGUCCCACCGAGUUAACCUUGCGUCAUGUUAGUUUUUGCCUAACAUCACUUGUUGCCAUUAGCUGCAUUGGAACUGAUAUGAAUGAAACAGUAUUUAGUAAGCAGGCCUUACAAUCACAACAGGGUUAAGGGGAGAUGCACCUUCAAAAUUCAGUUGUAUUAUUACAUGAAGAAUUGCGACACUUGAGGCCAUGAAAGAGUUAUGUUUGACCUCUCCGAAACUGUCACGUGUUUUUACGUAAGUUUUAUAUAUUUUGUUUAGUGCAUGAAAAUAAAAUUUGCUUUUUGUGUUGACUAGUUGACAAGCCCUCUGCACAUAUUGCUGUGCUAUGACCGACAAACUGUACUUCACUCCUUGGGUAAUUUUUUGUGUGUGUAUAUGUAGGAUACCUGAACAUAAUUUUGGUGCAAGAUAAUUAAACUUGUUAUUUUUCGGGACGAAGGUGCUGCCUUUCGACCCACAUCUCCCCUGUGCAACAGUGGCUGUCUUUGUGUGCAUGAUCACUCAUGGGCUCAUGAAAGAGUACACUGUUUUGGAUUUUAGUUGUAACUGUAGAAAGGACGGUGCUUUUUAACUCUGUACAUUAAAGGAGGCCACGAGGUCAUGGCCUUCUCAGGUAAACUAUUGUGGCUUGCUGUGCUUAUAAAACAGAUAUACAUGACAAAUAUUGAGAACUCCGCCUUGUUUAUGCUGUCAUUGAUGUGCACUUGCUAUUGGCAUUCAUCUACAUUGUGAGGCUGAGAUAUGCAGCCUUUUCCUGAAACAUUUUACCAGCUGUAAAAGGAUUGCAAUAGGUGCUUGUGUUGUGCAAUGACAAGUUGCAGGUGCUUUGGAUUCUUGCUUUAGUGCAAGACAAAGAAUGCUUUCUUUUUGUAAUGUUUUCCAUCAUUUGUGAUUUUUUAGCUGAAAUAUCCAGUAAUUUGUUUUUGACGUCACUUUCACAUUGCCCUUGUAUGCCAAUUUAUCUUUGGCUCUGAACAACUCAUAGCUGCUAAACUGGUGUCAGUGAAGGUAUCGUAUUUUAGGAAUACAGUGGAACGGACUCAUGACAAUGUAGUCAAGAGUGACGGAAUACCGUCUGGUCAGGUAAAAGCAUUGUUAAAAAAGCAGGUCAGUGACCAAGGUCAAUAUAAAAAUAAAAUGACGUUUCGGGAUCCCUACGGAUCCCUUGUUCACCUUGUAUAACAAUAUUCAAGUGCCAAGAAAAUUCCAUUGUUAUAAUCGAUAAUUGGUGUGGCCGGGUUGCACGAAAAAAAAAAAAGAAAACGAAAAGAGUGCAGACAUCAAAACAUUUUAGUUAUACAAAACGACGUAGUUGAACCCACUUAUAACAAUUACCAAUACUUGAAUGUAACAGUGAGCAGAUGUGGCACCUUGAAUAUUUCCGUGUUCCAUUGAUGGUUAUAACAAUUAUGCAAAUCUGGCUGCUGGGUGUCCGUGCUGAGAGGAAAAAAAAAGCGGAAUUGUGGAAAAGAAAAAAAAAAAUGCGACCACCAUCUCCACCUCCAUGCUCCACCUCCAUGAUUCACCCAUCGGUGUUGUCAGCGCAGUUGACCUGUGUUUUUAAAGCGUGGAAGGGAGACAGGAGAGAGGCACAUGGGGCUGACGAUGCAGCAAAAAUGCGUGGGCAUGCAUGGCACACAAAGCGGGAGUGGCACCUCACAUUUUUUUCCUGGAUUUCCCAUUCAUUUCCGUCACAACAGAGGCACCCAAUUGCCAGAUUUAAUUGUUAUAAUCAUUAAUGCAGCAUGUGAACAUCGCAGUGAGUACUUUAUUUUAGCAUAGAACACACACGAAAGUUAACAAUGCCACGGCUGCUCAUUGUUAUAUUCUAUAUAUUGUUUAAAACCACUAUCGGUGGGUUCGACUGUACACUGACGAUUUUGGUGUCGCAAUAAAUUUCGCUACAAAUACAUAACAGUGUAUGUUCUGGCAUAGUCGUUGUGCUGUGCUUCGAUUAUAACGGUAAGGAGCUGCUUAGCAGUAUCGUGCUGUACGCAUCAUAUUUGAGCACUCAACUUUUAUUUUCCACUUGUUCUCUCCUGUGUAAAAACCUGGUGUUUAAAAAAAUACGACUGUUAUCGAUCCUUUGGAUAUUUUGGGUAUUGUGUAUAGUAUUGUGCUUGAAUCAAAUUGAUGCACCAAGCACGUCAUUCACCCCUGUGAAUUUAGCCUCACAAGCCCAAACACCAUUCUAUGUCAAGAAAAUUGAGAAUUUUUUCACCUUUAUUUCUGGGCAUAGAUAGUACAUUCAUACAAAAAAAAAAAAGCAAGACAGAGAGAGAAAAAAAAAGAAGAAAAAAGAAAAUGCAAUGUUAUUUGAGUUAAGCUGUAAUUAACUAAUAAUUAUUUAGUACUAAUUUUCGGAGCUAUCUACAACUGAAGCUUCAUUCCAGCAUAUCAGAAACGGUGCUAUGAGCUUUGCGUUAAGUCUCGCACACUUAAGGCCUUGAAGAAGACAAGUCCACUUGUCGAAAUUUUGGCUCCUGCUUUCACCUUGUUCUCGUUUUGCUCAUUGUCUUGAAUUUCCAUCUCCCACCUUCGCUGUGUUUUCCCUACACUUAAAUCAGUGUUUUGAUGUAUAGAACUUUGUGUAUGAAACACUAUAGUGCAGUGAACUCUUUUUAAGACGAACUCCGUUAAGCCAAAUUCUCGCAUAUAACGAACAACAUGGGAUCGUUUGUUUGGUUUUCCACAGAGUCAGUGCGAAAAAAAAAUCCGCUUAAGACAAACCGCCUCAGAUGUGCACAUCGGUUAAGAGGAACCUUCAGAGUGACCGCCACUGCUACCGAUCCUGGAGGCUACCGUGUCUGGAUGCGCUAUGCCCGGGUGCGCGUGCAUCGGAGGCCUGCGACGCACAUUGCUCAUGGACAGAGAAGAAAACAAAGGAGGAAACAAAAAGGAGACAGUGACGUUUCACUUCAUGAACGCGGGUGACGUGCAAUAGUAUGGCCGCUAUAACGCAUACGAAGCUAUCGGCCCGCGGUGCACCUAGACUGUCAGCAUUGCAGAUCGUAUUCAACACAAGGCUCGCACGGCCGCGCCACACGCAACAGCCACCGGAGUAGAACGCCCCCUUGUAAACAUUCGCUUACUAAUUGACAAGCAUGGUGUCAACGUGCGCAGACAAACAUGAACACAUCACAUUCGAUGACCGCAGACGCUCGCUGUCGAAAUGCUGGCAAGAGCAAUCGCGGCAGCAGCAGCGAGUGAAGUGACCUCCGCGCUGUCUAUCGCUUCAACGCAAGCUGAGCGGUGAGAACACAGCGCACGCAAAGCUACGAGCUAUCGGCCCACCUAGACUGUGCCCCCAAAGCAGAUCGCGUUCAAGAUAAAGCCGGCGCGACCGCGCGCGGUCAAAGUACAACGCCCUCCUCCUUCCCCUCCCCGGUGCCAUGCGCGCGAUGGAAGAUGGUGCGCUUCCCCCUUUGCGCAUGUGAGAUUGCGCCGCCAUCGUCGGCUCACUGUUGAGCGCUUUCACUCGCACACACAGUUUAUGGCGCACGAGGACGAUAUUAUCACGAAAUUAACCCGGUACAUCCGUAUCGCAAACGAAACCUGUAGCAGCUGCGAGAGAAAGUCAACCCAGCGUGCCUCUGCAUACCUUCCUCCUCCGCGACGCUUCGCCUCGUUUCUCCUUCUCCACUUCGCUCAACGUCACCUAGACUUUCCUCCAGGUUGCGUUGCUUUGCCGCGCGUUCAGCGCACACCUUCAUACUUCCGUGAGCUGGCAGCCUGUACCGAUGACCUUUGAGGCCGCAGAUGCCCGCUUUAACUCCCUAGUGAACUUUUUCCAGCAGGACGAAGGCACAAAAGGAUUUCUAAGGUCAUUAGGUGAGAUGACAUCGUUUGUGGCUGCUCGCCGAUUUGCACAGUAGCACCAAACAUCCAUCACAGACUGCACGAAACUUAGCAAGAGUACUACUUGCAGUUUUCUAUGAAGUUCAGCUAAAUAAGUGUUUUUUGUGUCAUUUUUUCUCCGUUUUAAGUCUACUUCAUUUACCGUUUUGAAGUAAGAUAUUUGGAUGCACCUGGUCUUCUUGCCAAUUAUUAUUAUGAUAAGACGAACUUCUGAUAAGACAAAUUUUCAUGGUCCCUUUGAGUUCGUCUUCAACGGAGUCUACUGUAUGUUGGCCUUUGAGGGCUUAGUGUUGCCAGGUUUAAUUGUACUUCACCUUAUAUGCAAAUUUAGCUAUGCAGGGUGAACGUUCUACCACAAGGCUUAAGAUUACGAGGAGGGUUUUAAUCUUCUGUGCUAGUCACAUUGGAAAUGCUGUGUUUGAAUACUUCACUGUGAAAAACACUGUGUAUCUUGGUUUGUGAGUGCGUGUGUGUGUGUUGAUGUUCUGGGUCUGUUUUUGCUUUGCUCACCUUUAAUAGUACUUACGAGGGAACGUUUACACUGAAAUGUGCACUUGUUGAAUGUGGAAUCUUCUAGUAAGUCUGGCUGCAGGAUUGCCCUGCAGCCAGCACUGGGCUAGCAGAGACCACAGGCAAUGCUAUGAUCAAUUUUUGGCCUAUUGCCCCCUGAUAUGUUGUUAUAUCUUCAGAAUAACUUUAUCACUAAGUGGUAGCUGUCACACAGCACACCUAAUGUAUCCUUUCAAGCUAGUGUUACGUUAGCUGACUUUCUUAACAGACUCCUUGUCAUAACAGAGGCAGGGCGCUGCUUACAUAGUAUGUUAUUUUUGUGCUGUUGACAUUCACAAGCAGCCAUGUUCUAUAUGGGAGCACUGGUGGGAACAACUGUUGAAUAAACAAUCAUUAUCGGUG